Messenger RNA from Coregonus clupeaformis (lake whitefish), 1602 nucleotides. Its product is annotated as hyaluronidase PH-20-like. Bases 1 to 1146 code for a protein of 381 amino acids. Gene Ontology annotation, biological process: carbohydrate metabolic process; hyaluronan catabolic process. The transcript has 5 exons. Gene Ontology annotation, molecular function: hyalurononglucosaminidase activity. Lineage: Eukaryota; Metazoa; Chordata; Actinopteri; Salmoniformes; Salmonidae. Gene Ontology annotation, cellular component: acrosomal vesicle. The record is from RefSeq and is a predicted model, not a curated record.
AUGAACCAUCAGGUCAAAACUAAGGGGCAACUACAACUGCUACUCUACUGCAUGUAUAACUUUACUGCUCCACCCCCCUCCAGGACGGCCCGUGGCCUGGCUGUGAUCGACUGGGAGGACUGGCGCCCCCUGUGGGCCAGGAACUGGGGCUCCAAGUGGAUCUACAGGACCCUAUCAGUGACUCAUGCCCGCCAGAGGGACCGCUCCCUCACAGCCCGGCGGGCAACGGCUACAGCCAAGAAGCAGUUCCAGGCCGCAGCCCGCAGCUACAUGGCAGAGACUCUGUCCUUGGGUAGCCGGCUCAGGCCCAACUACCAGUGGGGAUUCUACCUGUUCCCCAACUGUUAUAACCAUGGUUGGAUGGAGCCGGGAUACACAGGAAGAUGUUCCAAGGAGGUGAGGGGGCAGAAUGAUGAGCUGCUCUGGCUGUGGGAGGCUAGUUCCGCACUCUACCCCUCUAUAUACCUGCAGGCGUCUCUAGGGGACAGGCAUAGCGCCGCCCUGUUGGUGAGGAACAGAGUCCAGGAGGCGCUGAGGGUGUCUGCCCUGCCCGCCCGGCCCGCCACCGCACCCGUCUACGUAUACACACGACCCGUCUUCAUCGACCAGAACAGACGCUUCCUCAGCCAGGGGGACCUUGUCAGCACCAUCGGGGAGAGUGCUGCUGUGGGGGCCUCAGGAGCCGUGCUGUGGGGGGCCAGUGCCGACUACAAUGACAAGGCGUCCUGUGAGGCUCUUUCCUCGUACCUCACCACCACGCUCAACCCCUACGUCGCCAACGUGACAGCCGCCGCCCAGCUCUGCAGUGACUUCCUGUGCCAGGGGAAUGGCCGCUGCGUCCGGAAGCACUACGAGUCGGACCACUACCUUCAUCUGUCCUCAGGGAACUUCCAUAUCCUCCGGGCCAGGAACACGUACAUGGUCCUGGGGACGCCCAGUCUGGCUGACCUGACUCUCUUCUCCAGGAGGUUCACCUGUCAAUGCUAUACAGGACGGACAUGUGCCCCCAAGCUGCCCAUACACCUGUCUAAGGCGCUGGUGUUCAGACUGAAGCAUCAGGGUCUGUCCGACAAGACUAAGACACUGAAUAAAGUGAUAGCUGAUAUGGAACAAUCCACCAUUAAGGAGAACUUGAAAAAACACUGACGGAUGGAUCAUGAGUGUUGGCCUGUGUAACUGGACUGUGUCCUGUGUAACAUACACACGGUGGCACAAGUCUCUCGUUUGACCUAUAUAAUAAUACUGUAAUAAGAGGUAAGUACUUGAACAUCCCAGGCAGAUGAUGGUUUAGGGUAAAAUGUUGACUAAAAGUUUGUUGAUUGCACAUAAGGAGAAACUAUAGUGUAUGCCAUGCAGUACUGUACAACCUGAGUUUGUCAGGUUGCUGUUUUCUCUGUGCCUUAAAGUUCACAUUGCAGUAAUGAUAAAGCUUCAUACGUCUACUAAUUCCAUUCAGCUGGAAAUAGCCUAAAGAUAUUGACAUGUUGCGACAGGAACAAAGACGAGUGGAUUGCAAGUAGAGAUAGUUUCUGUGACAACAUUUCUCCUGUAGUUAUUUGCAUAUCAUUUGAGGGUAUAUAAAAAUAAAAACGGGACUCUGUC